UGCGCAUUUGCCCCGCAUCAAGAGGAUUCCCAUCGGUUCCGGGGUGCGCCUUUUCAAUGCGCUCCUCGUUUUUUUUCCUCCAUCCUUCUUCCGCCUCUGCGCUCUCGUCGAUCCCCUUUUGCUCGAUUGCGUCUCUGCCAUGAUCCCAACGGGGGAUUCCACGCCUGAAACCGACGGGGCGACCGAACGGAGGAAGAAGUCCAAGAAACCCAAUUAUUCACGAUUUACACAACAGGAGCUUCCUGCUUGCAAACCUCUAUUAACCCCGACAAUUGUAAUAUCAACAUUUAUUCUCAUUGGCGUUCUCUUCAUCCCAAUUGGACUCGCUUCUUUGUCUGCAUCUGGCAAUGUGGUUGAAAUAGUUUAUAGAUAUGACAUAGACUGCAUCCCACAGCAGUCACAGGAUGACAAACUUGCAUUCAUCCAAAGCAGUGUGACUAACAAAACUUGCACAACAACUUUUAACGUGCCUAAAAAUAUGAAGGCUCCUGUUCAUAUUUACUAUGAGCUUGACAACUUCUAUCAGAAUCAUCGCAGGUAUGUUAAGAGCCGAAAUGAUAAGCAACUAAGAAGCAAGGCAUAUGAGCUAGAGACAACUAAUUGUGCACCUGAAGCCACAACUCCCGAUGGGUCUCCUAUUGUUCCAUGUGGACUCAUUGCUUGGAGCUUGUUCAAUGACACAUACUCAUUUGCAACACAAAGCAAAGUCAUCGAGGUGAACAAGAAAAACAUCGCCUGGCAAAGUGACAAAGAUCACAAAUUUGGCAGUGAUGUCUACCCUAAAAACUUCCAGCAGGGAGGUCUCAUAGGAGGUGCCAAGCUCAAUGAAAGCAUACCUUUGAGCGAGCAAGAAGAUCUCAUUGUUUGGAUGAGGACAGCUGCCUUGCCACAGUUUAGAAAACUCUAUGGGAGAAUUGAGAGAGACCUCGCAGCCAAUGAACAAAUCUCAGUGACAAUAGAGAACAACUACAACACUUACAGUUUUGAAGGGGAGAAGAGGUUGGUACUUUCUACUACCUCAUGGAUAGGUGGGAAGAAUGGUUUCCUUGGUGUUGCAUAUCUUACAAUUGGCAGCCUCUGCAUAUUUCUUGCGGUAGCCUUCAUAGUUCUUUAUCUGCUCAAGCCCAGGACCCUUGGAGAUCCAUCGUACUUAUCUUGGAACAGAAACCCCGAUGGACAUUAGUGGAACUUUAAGCUCAAGUUGGAUUCAGAAGUUGGUAAAGUUACACAUCCGCAGUUGCUCUAAAUCAUGUGCAAACGGUUUUCUUUGUGAAUUCUGUAAUCUGUAACUUCAAUGGAGCCCAAAGGAAAUACAAUGUUAGAUCUCUGUGCAAAUUGAACAGUCACUUCUUGUGGAAAUGUUCUGGAUCGCCUAGUAAACUUGAUUUUUCAGGCUCAAGGGAGUGCAACAAAGCACAAGCAUUCCUGCAUUUUGCCUUUUUGUAAGGGAAGAAUAUUAUCAUCAAUAAAUUUGUACUCCUACGGUUUGCAGUAA
This is a messenger RNA of Zingiber officinale, 1495 nucleotides long. Its product is annotated as putative ALA-interacting subunit 4. Gene Ontology annotation, cellular component: plasma membrane; Golgi apparatus; endoplasmic reticulum. The record is from RefSeq and is a predicted model, not a curated record. The coding region runs from base 140 to 1183 and encodes 347 amino acids. NCBI's taxonomy places the organism in Eukaryota, Viridiplantae, Streptophyta, Magnoliopsida, Zingiberales, Zingiberaceae. The transcript has 8 exons.